This is a messenger RNA of Hypoxylon fragiforme, 531 nucleotides long. RefSeq lists its product as uncharacterized. Lineage: Eukaryota; Fungi; Ascomycota; Sordariomycetes; Xylariales; Hypoxylaceae. The transcript is spliced from 2 exons. The record is from RefSeq and is a predicted model, not a curated record. Bases 1 to 531 code for a protein of 176 amino acids.
AUGGCUGUUGACGACCUUUCCUCGAGCGCGAAAGCAAGGGCCAGUGAUUUAAUCGCGUACGGCCAACGCCAAGUCGACCGCGUUGUGAGCCCACCCACGCGACAGAAGGCUUAUGAUCGAGUUUACGAUUUGUCAACUGAACGGCCCAUUCUACUUUCCUUCUUAGCUUUCCAGUUGGCCCUGUGCCUCGCGCCCCUCCUCUUCUUCGCAGGCUUUGUCGCCACUACUAUCGCCGUCUCGUUGAUCUCCGCCAUCCUAUUUUCGCUCUUUUGGAUCGGCAUCGCAUUACUCUUUCUCGUCCCCACCCUCUUCGUCACGUUCACAAUCGCCCUACUGCUCUGGGCCUGGGCCGCUGCUUCGUUCUUUGCCAGCCGUUGGGUGUACCAGAGGCUACCCUUUAGCGUCGAUGGUGACGGUCAAUUGAUUAUGACCAAUAGCACUGGCAAUAAGCAGGUCAUCUUCCAAGGGAAGAAGGGCGAUGAUGGCGGCAGUUUCGACGUCAAAGCCGAGGCGGCCGAAGUCAAGGAUUAG